Bombyx mandarina (wild silkworm) is the source of this 4953-nucleotide messenger RNA. RefSeq lists its product as uncharacterized. The record is from RefSeq and is a predicted model, not a curated record. Gene Ontology annotation, biological process: regulation of transcription by RNA polymerase II. Gene Ontology annotation, molecular function: RNA polymerase II cis-regulatory region sequence-specific DNA binding; zinc ion binding; DNA-binding transcription factor activity, RNA polymerase II-specific. Gene Ontology annotation, cellular component: nucleus. Lineage: Eukaryota; Metazoa; Arthropoda; Insecta; Lepidoptera; Bombycidae.
UCACGCAAAUCAACAAGAGGCGACUCGAGUUCGGUGUCGAUGUAGAAACUUUCAAAAUAGGAGAGAGGCGUAUAGAGCGUACCAACAGUGAAGCUUCCAUGGAGGACGAAGACGUGAUCGGGAAACGCCGACGGAGACUACUGGACGAUGAGAGACGGGAUGAACUCGAACCUCGACGCCGCCCAUUACCAGUGCACCGACCUUACACCACUCGGCAACCUGACCAGGAUGAAGAGACACUCAUCAAAGAAACACAAGCUGCCUUAAAAACGCUCUCAGGAAGCUGGACUCGUGAUCAUACGAUUGUACACACCGGUGACGUGACCGAUGAAGCGAACGGAUUCGAAAACUUAUUUGCUGACGGAAGGCAAGAACAUAAUAAUAUGUUGCCGUCCCCGCCCUCACCGUCUUCCGAAAGCAAUGACACCACACAAAAAAGUUUUGCUAUGCGAUACGAACAGCAAGAGCAUAACAUUAACGGUGUCAAUGGAAAUAUUGAAUUGAAUGCGUGCGGAGAGAUUACUGAAGAUCAAGAAAGCAGACAUUCUAAUUACGAUGGAACUAAUUUCGACGAGCUCGGUGAUUCGUCUUCCAAUGAACUCGAAAUAGAUAUGUCAGAUCGAUUUGACGAUAAAUUCGACGACGAUAGAGAAUUUAAAUUUAAACGUAAAGGCGAUAUUGUGUCCGUCAAUAAGCAGUCUCUGUACAACGCUUACAAAGCGGCGACGGCUGCACUGCCAUAUACCACGCAAUCGGCUUUCAAGCCUCCCGCUGAAGUGAAGCAUAGGCUACACGGACCUACACUGCCGAGCGAACCUUUCGGGGGGUAUUCGAAUGAUCACGACAAGAGUUCAGUGAACCGUGCUUCGAAACAGUAUACAGUGCUACAGCCGGCAGGAGUGGGGUCACGCGCGGCCACGGCGCUGCAAGAAGCCAGAGCAGUUCCAACCGCGCAGCCGGCACGAGAUUCGCGACCGCUCACUGCACUCUCGCCGCCCGUCGUCAGAGAAGGCAACAAGUGCCCCACACCCGGCUGCAAUGGGCAGGGCCACGUCACCGGCCUAUACACACACCAUAGAAGUCUGUCAGGAUGCCCAAGAAAGGAUAAAGUUACACCGGAGAUUUUGGCGCUGCACGAAACGAUCUUGAAGUGUCCCACGCCCGGGUGCAACGGUCGAGGACACGUGAGCUCGAAUCGCAGCACGCAUCGGUCUCUUUCCGGCUGCCCUACAGCCGCCGCACGCAAGGCCGCCGCUAGAACACAACGCACACGUCCUACCUUAUCGAUAACAGCAGCUCCGAUUUCGGUAUCCGUGUCUCUAUCGAGCGACAACGGGUCGAACCCAAACUCGACGCGUGUCUCCCACGAGAGGGAGUCAGCGGCCUCGCCGCCUAGUCCGCCCGUGAAGAGAGAAGCCCCCGAGCUGCUCGUGCCGAAGCGAGAGGCCGCCGAGCCAGAGCGCGACUCCCCCGCAGGGAUGGAGACGCGCCACGCCGGCUACGGCGCGCCACCCGACCAACGAUCACCGUACGAUCGACCACCGGACGACCACGUCCGAUCCUAUAGUCAAAUGAACGAGACUCGAUAUGGGUACGAGUCUCGUUGCUACGAAGGAGCGCCUGCCUUCGAACGCUACGACCCUCAGUGUCCGCAGCGGUCGUACGGUUGGGAGGAGGAACGCUACCACGAUCCACACCUACCCACGCCCAUGAAGACGGACCAAUCGGAACAGGAGACCAGUUCUGGACCUAUUUAUCCUAGACCAAUGUACCACUACGAGACUGGUGGUGGAGUUGCCGGUGUGAGCGCAAUGGGACCAGGCGUUCCACCAGGUUUCUCGGCCAUCAAUUUGUCGGUGAAGAUCGCAGCUGCGCAGGCCCAACGUCCCCGAAGUCCCACGCCCAGAGAUCCGAGGGAUCCGAGGCCGGCAAUAGACCUUUCCAGCUCAAGUGGUAGUCCACAGGGUCCAUACGCGUCGCCGGUGUACACGAGCGCGGGCGGGGGCAGCGGCGGCGCGCGGGGCAGCCCGCAGCCGGGAGCUUCGCCCCAGCUAACGGCCAGCCCUCAGGUGCCCAGUCCACAGGGACAGACCCUCGACCUUAGCGUGUCCCGUUUACCACAUAGUCGAGGCUUCCCCGGCGCCGUUUCCUAUAGUCGAGAAUCUACCCCGGACAGCGGCGGUAGCCAUCCGUACCUGGAAGCCUACCACCGAGACACCGCAGGUUACGGUGGUGUCAGUCCGCACCCAGUGGCGGGAUACGGGCUAGGUCAGCCGGAUUACGCGGCGGCUGCGGCAGCGGCGGGCUACGGCGGAUACCAGUACCAGUGCGGCGCCUAUCCGCCUCCGCCGGCGUACCCACCUCACGCACCGCCAUAUUCUCCGCCCUGCUACAUGCCGCCGCCACACGCGCCGCACGACAAGCCAAAGGAUACAAGUUUGUAUAUGUGCAGCCUGUCCGGGUGUCCGCGCGCCGAUCGCUCCCAACUCCAGCCACAUUCCCAAGAGCUGAAGUGUCCGACGCCGGGCUGUGAUGGAUCCGGUCACGUCACCGGCAACUAUUCCUCACACCGGUCCCUCUCCGGCUGCCCGAGGGCCAACAAGCCGAAGAGCAAACCCAGAGACGGCCAGGAUUCGGAGCCUUUGAGCGCAUCGGGCUGUCCAAUUGCGAAUCGGAAUAAAAUGCGGGUCUUGGAGAGUGGCGGAACCGUCGAACAACACAAAGCCGCUGUGGCCGCAGCCGCUUCAGCCAUCAAAUUCGAUGGAGUGAACUGUCCAACGCCCGGUUGUGAUGGAUCUGGCCACAUAAAUGGAUCCUUUUUGACGCAUCGGUCGCUCUCCGGCUGUCCAGUAGCCGGAGCCGCCACUCCUACGCCGCAACCAACGAAAAAACCCAAGUACCCGGAUGAUAUAACACCGCUGUAUCCAAAACCAUAUUCAGGAAUGGAGAUGAACAUGCAAACGGGAAACGGUGAAGAUCUGAUGACAUUAGAACAAGAAAUUACCGAACUUCAACGGGAAAACGCAAGGGUCGAAUCGCAGAUGAUGCGCUUGAAGUCCGACAUCAACGCGAUGGAAACUCAACUGACACAUGGAGAGCGAGAGAAUCAACUGAUAACCCAACGCAACAGCAACUUGAACGAGUACUACGAGAGUCUGCGGAAUAACGUGAUCACGCUGCUCGAGCACGUACGCAUCCCGGGGGGAGGCGCCGCCCCCGCCCCGCCCGCGCCCGCCCCCGCCGCACCCGACAAGCCCGCGCACGACAACUUCGACUCCUACCUCACCAAGCUGCAGACGCUCUGCUCCCCGGACGGGUACUGUCCGGACGAGAACCGCCCCAUCUACGAAACCGUCAAAAACGCGCUCCAGGACUUCACGGUGCUUCCUACGCCCAUUUAAGGGUCGCCGAGCGCCGCCGACUCAGACCGACAGUGAACGUUCACCGGCGACCUCGGCGGGGCUUUACGUCAAACGGACAUUUCCAAUAAAAUGUGUACCCGUGUUCAUACUGUCCCCACAUAGUCUGUACCAGUUUCGUCAAUAUCAUACACAUUUUAACAAAAAGUACCGAUUCAAAGUAUACGUACCAUUUAAUUAUUUUUUUGCCUACGUAUAAAAUACUACGUAUACGUUUAAAAAUAUAAAAAGCACUAAGUCAGUCACAACAUAAUAAUAUGUGCAAGUGGGACAGUCACAAAAGUAACAUCGAACAUUUAGGACGACGUGAGAUUGAACUGGUGAUUUUUUAACUCUGUAAUUGUGAAUGAGUAUUCUGUGUAUUUCGUGAUCUGUGGACGAAACUCAAACCAAAGAUUAAUGUCGUUUGUGCCGGAACGACUCGAACGUCAGCGUCGUACAUUUAGGACGCGGGUGGAUAUUUGUGUUCUACUAUUAGGCAAUGAUGUCUGAUCUCUUUAAACCGUUGUAUACGAUGUGUGACCUAUCUAAGACAUCGCGUUGCUCGAACGAGGGUUCGUUGGUCGUAGUUAAGCUGGACUAAAUUACUAUAAAUAAAUUUUAAAAACUUGUUACUACUCGUAUGCUUAAAUUAAUGUAAUUGUUAGGAAAAGUUUAUACUUGUACGUGAGCGGUUUUAGAGUCACACGAAAACAUUAAAUUAUCAUUUUAAUGUAAAUAUUGUAUCUACAUUUCGUAUUAUAAAUAUAGUUAUCGUAAUAACCAAGACCCGUUCGUGCGGGUACAUUUUAGCGAAACGAUAUACGAGCGAACAGAUUUUAUCAAACAGGAAAUAUUGUAGCGUAUAAGGAAAGUGUUACUAUUAAAUUUCAUUAUUACUGGGAAUGUGCCAAAUGCUUCGAAUACGCAGCAGCUCCCGACCGCUGAUAUUAUGUUGAGUUAACAUUAAUAUUACGUAAGCAAAUAUAAACGAAUCCUUAGAGGACAGUCAGUUCUAGUCAGUUUGUUUUGUAAAUAUAAAAAAAAAUGUGAAUACUUAAAUGUCACGUCGUAGGGACGUAUUUAUUUGUAUUAGGUAAUACGAGAUCUCACUAGAUCGUUGUAAGUUAAUUCAGUCAUUAAUUAAUAAUGUAUUUUAGGUAUAAAAAUUUAAACGUACAUUCUUUGUUAGCCAAUGUUCUCCUGCUGUGAUUAUGUUACAUGUUAAUUACUUAUUUAUUGUUACCUCGGCCCUAAACGGGAUGUGAUAGGUUAAUUAUCUUUUAUUCUUGUAGUUGUUGAUUUGCUGUUUCAUUUGAAGCAAGUUUCUGAUAAACAAUUGAUGUGCAAUUUUUUUUACUAUUUUCGUAAAGUUGGUGUAUUUUUUAUUGAGAUUUUCAUUUUUAAUGUUGUGAAAUGUCAACGGUACACAGGAAUAUAAUUAUUCGCAUUUAAAUAUUAAAACCUAAUAAGAUAAUAUGUUACUACUCUGUCAAAUACUUACGUUUCUGUAAUAUAUUGAGUAUGUGUUGUUAAAGAAUAAAAAUAAUAAAUA